ACCCUGAAUUAAUUGAAAUUAUAAAAUAUUUGAAUCCCACAGCACAGUUAGUUAAAGCUGAUACAAUUAAAGAAGCAAUAAUGUCACAUUAUGAUUCAGAGAAAAAGGAGUUAAAGGCAAGCUUACAAUU
This is a messenger RNA of Racocetra persica, 130 nucleotides long. Lineage: Eukaryota; Fungi; Glomeromycota; Glomeromycetes; Diversisporales; Gigasporaceae. The record is from the annotation of a GenBank genome assembly.